GUUGAAAUAUUCUGGAGGAUGAAGAAUUUGGCGAUUUGAUGUUGUGUUGACCUCUAGGACGUCGUGGGAUGAACGGCGAUAUAUCCCGCAUUCCCAUCCAGACACUGGGCGCCGUUGUCAGCUUAACCGAUAUUCUUCCGGAAUUGCCUCUCCCUGCACCAUUGCAAAGUGGCCCUAGUUCCAAAACGCUGUUAUGGGACCCUCAGUUAACCGAUAGCACGAGAAAAUAUCUAAAUUCCCAGAAUUCGGGCUUGACUACCGCACUCAGUGAUGCGUUGGAAAACACAACAACUGAUAAUAUCGACUUUAAGGACGGUUUGUCCAGCGACAGCAUCGAUCUCAGUGGGUUACCUGGCCUACUGACAAGCGUUUUGAUGCACAAUUAUGCGGUUCUGCAAAAUAAGAGGGGGUUUCUCGGUUUAUCUUCAUUCAAUCUGAAGUCCUCGCCUGAUCACGUGGAACCGUUGAAGAUAAAUACUACCGCAUGGACAAACCAAACGUGUGUAGAACCCCGAGACUCACUCAGUGGGUACGAUGAACGGUCGUUUUCGCCCAACAAGAAGAAGAAGAAGCGGAAGAAAAAGAAACAUAAGCAUCGAGAUUCCGAGGUUAGUGGUGGCAAUGGCGACACGAGUGAAACUGGGGGAGAAUCCGGGGCUACCACACCAGCAACGUACGAUGGGACGACCCCGUCUCGGAAAUGUGAUGAAUUUGGGUUAUCACCAACACCAACCUAUGGCGUGGUUGCGGACACAAACAAAUUGUCUCUCAAGAUCUUCAAACGUCCGAUUACUGAGACAGCUUCCAACACUCAUGAAGCACCUCCGCCGUUUGAGGUUGCAAAAAAGGAGAAAAAGAAAAAACGAAGCAAAGAGAGAGAUCGGGAACACAAAAUCCGACAUGAGCGACGGUCUCAUACAAGUACUAUCCAUCCGGAAACGACACCCACCCUUGAUCCAACUAACGGUUCUUUUGCGGUUACUGUUUCUGAUAUCACUACUGUGUGUCCCACUUCAGUCACUACCUCCUGCCUAUCUAACGAGACGGACUCGCGUGUUGAAAUGCCUCCCACUGUUAAUCAGCUUUCUUGCAACUUUGAGCCUGCUACUCAGACUGCACACACUUCUGCGGAUAUCUCUCUUAUUGGCAACGAUAGCCUGUUUGAACAGCUAAGCUCUGGACACUUGUCCUACAAACAGCCACAGUCUCAAUCUACAUCUAGCCUAUCGAGCACUCCGGCCUCAACAGCAGGUGCCAGUCGUUCUCACACAUGCAAUACAACUUUCCCUGUAUCCACAUCCAUGUCUGAUAAUUUCUGUCCAACAUUACCAAACCAUGUCUUCCCUCCACAAACCACACUGUUUGAUGGCAUCUUGAACGAUAUGGAUCCGUCAUUGUCCUUUGCUGAUCCCAGUGGUAUUGUGUCAGAUGAUCUUAUGAGUGUAACCCGGAAUGGUCCGGUCUCCACUUCCAUCUCUAAUACGUUGAGUGGUGCCGUAUGCAACAUCAUGGAUUACGCCUCACACAUUCUUCAGAAUGAGAUGCUUUCAACUUCCUUGUGCGAUAGUUUUCCGGCUGUCUCUGACGAUCAGUCAGUUUCCAGGUCCUCUACUGGUCCUUUACAAUCCCCUCCCCAUUCUUUUAACACAUCAUUUAUGAUUGCCUCGCAACUGGCAGAUUCACUUCCCCGCAGUAUUCAUCAGGCUGUGAACGAAUCUGACUUUAAUCUGCCAGGAGGUAUCCUCAAUUCCACCAAUUUCGUUUCUAAUCCACCCAUUAGCCCAUCCGCUGCCUUUGUCAAUAGUUUUGAUAUUGCCGGCCUUACCUCAGAACCAAUGGGUACUCAUCACGUCCCAAUGGGGCUAGCCAGCUACUUAGCUGGUCCUGGUCAAUCAACAGUGCAAGUUCCACAGCCGCAAGCUCGGCGAUCAAAUAUCCGGACGGAAUCUGGUGAUCGGUCAGCCAGCACGACCAACCCACAAGCCCUCUGGAAACGAAAAGCAACAGCACCUCUGAGAAGACGAAGACGACGGAAAAACGAGGUAGAGGACUUACAGCAAUGGACAGUGAAUUAUCCUACCGGUACUGUUGCAUCCGGGAAGUCAGCUGAGAAAGCCAUUGAAGAGCGGACGUGGGAUGACGCUAUCGGAAGCCAUAGUCAAGCCUUGGGUGAACGAGUGAAGCGUCGCAAACGGUUGGCCCGUGAAACCGGCAACUUCGAUCCAGAUUUUGUGUUUCAGCACGACAAGGAGUACCACAAUGGUGGUGAAAGUGAUGCCGCUCCGGAUAUUGAACCAGGUACGGUAGAUCUGACGAACGAUUUGGACAGCGGUCAGUGUAUUCCCUCCCGUGGAUUACGUGGUGCUGCCCAGCGGUCCUAUGCUGGCAUGGAUGAUGAUGAUGAAGGACCUGGUGGUGAUUCAGCUAGUGGUACGGAAGGCUCCCGACGAAGGCGGAAAGUCGAUGACGACGAACCUUUUGAGGUUCGUUUAAAAGAGCCUGUCGAGAUGAGGUUUCCACAUCUAAUGCGGAAGUCAUCCGAGCCGGUUCGGAGACGUCGUGAACGUGUUGGGUUCGGCACAAUGCCAGUUGGUGAAACUCCUACCAAGCGUCAUCAUAUUACGCCCAUGACUGUCUUCAGUGCCGAAGCUGGAAGCCUGAAACGGUUCCUGCAACGGCUUCAAGCGGUGUUAGAUUCUGUCGAAGACUGUGACUUGCUCUCAACAGUGAACACAGUAGGUACCUCUGGUGAGGGCAACGGGUCCGGAAAGUUGACGGUUGCCGAGCGAGCGUCCAGAGCGGGGUUCACCGAUGAUUCUGAGGCAUUUGUAGCCCCCGAGGAGUUAGCGGAACUAUGUCGCGACGCAGCCAAACUGAAUGCCACACGGGUUGCUAACCAAAUUCCUACUGAUCAGCUGUUGAAGUUUAUGACUUUGUUGCUGUUCAACGUACGUGAUGGUGCAAGCGUAAUAGCAACUCUGAGACCGGACGAAAAGGCCGAUGAGCACGAAAACAAGCUCUGGCGCGAACUGGCCAUGGAGCGUGUCAUGCGAAGUGUAAACGCCGGUCUGACGGCUCUUCUUCUGAUGACUGCCAAUGAUAUGCCCCGCGAAGUUUAUGUUGAGGAUGUGAUAGAACGUACUAUACAGACAGUACGCUUCCAGCUGAUCAAUUGCAUCUACCCCGAAUUCGACGCUGCCUAUAGGGUGGAGAAUUCAGCCAAAGAAAACCAAAGCAGCAUAAAGUCCCGGCGUGCUCGAGAACGGGACGUCCACAAGCCACGGGCUAUCAUCCAACUUUAUCACAAGCUAGUCGAACUUGUACUGAAUUUGGCAAAACUGGUCAAAAUGCAGCGUCUGACUGACGGAUUGAUCCUUGCGCUCUCUAGUAUUGGUGUGUCUGCAUUCUUCGUUGAGAAUGUCAGCGAAUUGCAACUGGCAGCUUUGGAACUGGUUACGGCAAUUUUUUCACAAUACGAACCACAUCGCAAGCUGAUUAUCGAGGAGAUUCUGGCCAGUUUGGCACGAUUACCGUCGAGCAAGCGGAACCUAAGAAACUACAGGUUAAAUACGGAAGAUAGCAUCCAGAUGCUGACGGCUCUAGCACUAUUGUUAGUUCAGUCUGUAAUCGUCCUACCCACGCCACUUGAUGCUAAAUUGGCGACUUCCGAAGAGACAACUAAUUCAGCCUCCAGAGAGGCAGUUGAUCCGUCUACGUCUGGUCUCAGUGAGGAGCAGAAAAUGGAUGAUGAGGUCCUGGUAAUCAACUCCUAUCGCAACGCAUUGCGGACCGCCCAUACCUUCCUUUUGGUCUUCCUUCGCAAAUCAACUGUCAAGGGUGAAGAUGACUACCGAAUGAUCUUUGAAAAUUUCGUCAAUGACCUACUCUUAGCAGUUAACAAACCUGAAUGGCCAGCUGCGGAGGUUAUGCUCAGUCUCCUUGGAAGCCUUCUCGUCCAGCAAUUCAAUAACAAAUCUCUGGAUCAGAGCGUCAGAGUUGCCAGUGUUGACUACCUGGGCACGGUCGCAUCAACUCUGCGACGAGACGCGGUAACUAGCCAGCUCAAAGAGAACGACAUUGAUUCGGUUAUCCGGGAUCUUUUGGAAGAAAACCAUUCUGAUGAUGAUGAUCAAGAUAACGACGGCAAAGAUGCGCACAACGACAGGGAAGAAAAAGUCAAGGUUGAGGAUAGGAAUGGUGAUAUAAAUGGUGAGUCAGAAAGCCACCCGGAUCAUUUUCAGCAACCUGACAUCACACCUGAGGAUGAGGCUACUCUCCGCCAGGGGCAAACGAAACGGAAAAACAAAACAGAGAAUUCUGUUUCCGCGGAGAAUGACGAAUCUUAUCCCUCUGAGCAAAUUGAAAAUGCUUCCGAAUCACGUGGAAAUUCGAAGGAUUCGAAAAAGAACAAAAAGAAGAAUACCAAACGGAGUCAAGUAAUUGAUCCAAUCGCACAACUUGAUCGGGUGCAAGCUCUACGCGAUGCGGUUCUUGAUUAUUUGGCAGCCGAAGAUGCUAGCCCCACCGCCGUGUAUGCCAGAAGAUUCUACCUGGCCCAGUGGCUACACGACUGUACGAAGGAGACUGAACGCGCUCAACAAACCGCUGUGGCACGCAAAGGCGAAAACCAAGAAAAUGGUUUGUCAGAAUCAACAGGCAUCAGUACAAAACUAUCCACUGAAGAUUACGAACUUGUGCUGUCGAUUUCCGAACGACGGCGUCAGCAUAUACUUUACAAAAUCAGGGAGCCACCCGAUACCUGGCGUCAACGACGGCGGUUCUGGAGCACUUUUCUUCCUCCGCGUCCCGGACGUCAUGGGACCAAGCACACCGAAGCUCAACCGAACUCACUUGUAUUCCACGGAACACUUGAUUACGAGGAUGGUUGUCUUGUGUGCAGAUACCUUGCUAGUCUUCGACCUUUCUCCCAGAGCUUUGACGUCUACUUGUCACAAAUAUGCAAGCUUGUGAGCGAAUCAUCCGUUCCGGUCCGAACCAAGGCGUUACGGUGUCUGUCCGCCGUUGUCGAGGCCGACCCUGACGUACUUGCACGUGUGGAUAUCGAGCGAGCUGUCCACUCUCGACUGUUGGACACAUCUACCUCAGUGCGAGAGGCGGCCGUCGAUCUCCUAGGACGAUUUCUAGGACGUAAACCGGAACUCACGGCGCAGUAUUACCCGAUGCUUGCUGAACGUAUACUUGACAAGGGCGUUAGCGUUAGAAAGCGAGUUAUCCGGAUAUUGCGUGAUAUUUGCCUGGAACAACCGGAUUUUCCACGAGUUGCGGAAAUCUGUGUGAAGAUGAUAAGGCGUGUUAACGACGAAGAAGGAAUUAAGAAACUGGUGAACGAAGUCUUUCAAACCAUGUGGUUCAGUCCUGUUCGAGACAAGGAAACCGUCAAACUACUUCGUAAGGUGAUGAACAUCACGGACGUGGUUGCUGCCUGUAAGGAUACUGGCUUCGAGUGGUUCGAACAGUUUCUACGCAGCUUACUCAAAAAAGAAGAGGAUGAGAAGGUAAAGCCCGUUGAAAAGGCCUGCAAACAAAUCGUUGAUUGCUUGGUUCAGUACAUAAUGAGACUUGAGGAAAUUUCUGGUCAGAGCAACCAACGUCUCGUUGCUUGCUUGGCGACCCUGCAUUUGCUCACCAAGGUUCGCCCAGAGUUGAUGGUGGAAUACGCUAUGCUUCUUCAAACUUACCUUCGCUGUAACGAGACGUCCGACCCACAUGUCUUGCACUACGUUGCAAGAAUCCUCGAGGUUACAGUACCUUUGAUGGAACAUCCAAGUGAAACCUUCAUCGCUCAACUGGAAGAAGAUAUGGUCCGCUUAACUUUACGACAUGGGAAGAUGGUGCUUGAGUCCUGUGUGGCAUGUCUCGGUUCCGUAGUCAAUCGAGUAUCAAAAAACUACACUCUUGCCCGAGAUUGUUUUACGCGCCUCUUCAAUGCCUUACAGCGGUCGCGUGCUGAUCUUGCCGAUGAUCCAGAUCGGAAAAUAUCACCCACAAUUCGGCCUUCAAUUUUGCGUGCAUUGUUCACGGUCGGAUUGCUGUGCAAGCAUUUUGAUGCCAAUAUGUUUCAGUCGAGUACCAAUACUAAUGUCCGUGAUCAGGUGUUCGACCUUCUAAUGUUCUUCACGGAGCAAGUAAAGUCAGACAUUGAGUUGCGAAAAAAGGCUCUAGCUGGUCUCGGGUUCCUGUCUACUAGACACCACGAAUUGUUGUGUGGGACAAAGUUACGUGAUUUCUAUCACCGUUUGCUACAGACCAGUGAUAUGCCCCGAAUCGCAUCUGAUGACUCGACUAAAACACCACCAGAUCACCAGUUGGAGUUCAAGUGCAUCGUACUGGAGAACUUGUUAAAUUUUUUCCUCGAGGAGGAGAAGCGCAUGUUAGAUGCUGAUUCCAAAUGGAAAGCGAGACAUCAGCAUGAAUCUUUGAAAGAAAUGGGUGAUGUUGCUUCAGGAAUGGGCAGCUUUGUUGCUCAGACCUAUUUGAGAGAUACUCUGGAAACUUUCUUUUCUCCGGUUCCUGCUGUCCGUCUCACCGCGUUGUCUGUUGUGAGCACCAUCCUGCGACAGGGUUUGAUCCAUCCUGUGCAGACAGUUCCAUAUCUAAUCGCAGUGCAAACUGACUUGGACCAAAAUGUGCGAGUCAAGGCGGACGCCCAGUUGCAGGAGAUCGAUCACAAGUUUCCCGGCUUUCUUAGUAUGCGGGCAAUUCAGGGAGUUAGCUUCUCCUAUCGACUGCAGUUUGUGCUUUAUCCGGAACUAUUACACCUCAUUGCGCAGAAGGCGAAACUGGUACCUGCAUCCUGUUCAUCUCAGGUAUUGUCACCUGAUAACCAAAACACGUCUGGAAGCACAACGAAACAUGGUUCACACCAAUCAGCUCGGCGCAGUGCGCGCCACAAGGGUUCCACAGUGCCCAGCAACAUUGAUGGAGAUAAUUGUGACGUGAACUCCUCCGGAUGUCUCGAGGAGACCGCCAAGAGUUCUAAGGUUUUCAGUGAUUUGAGUGAACAGCUGCCUGGAGUUGCCGACUAUGCUGAAGGUUCGUUUGAAUGCAUCCGAGGGACUCGUGAUCCGCUAAGUGACAUACCCACUGCACUGAAUUCAAAUCUGUAUUCGAUGCUGCGAGGGAAUCGAGGACAACGACGGUCUCUUUUGAGUGGUCUGAUUUCAUUGUUUGAUGAUUCACAGGCCAACUCAAAACGCGUUCAUCUCAGUCAGCUUAUAUACGUAGCUGACAAUCUGGCCCACUUCUCUUAUCAAUGUCAAGAGGAGCCGUUGUUCGUGAUUCAUCACAUUGAUCUAAUGGUUAGCAUGUCAGGUUCCGGCGUUCUGCAAAGUGUACGAGAGACCCUGUUUCCGGAACUAAAGGCAGCAUUAGAAGCAGCAUUGGCAGCCCAAGCGGAGGCUGAGAUGCGAAAUCGCGCCCAAGCCGAGUUGCAUUUGCGCACGGAGGUACAAGCCCUUCAAGCAGCCUCCGCGGAGGCUCUGAACAGAUCAGAUCACCUUGCCGCUGAGCAGCACGCUGAACAACUGCAGGCCGCGGUAAAUAAGUUGAACAGCCUCAUCGCCAGUAAUCCACCCUAUUGUUGCGGUGGGAGCAGCAUGAGUGAACUCCGUUCAGCUGCACUGGUUGGUCGUGAAUCCGUCCCGCACAUGGAUCUUGGUCCACUGGAAGAGGAAGAGGAAGACGCACAAGCCUUACUGAGUCGACUGGAGUCCUCAAGGGAGACAGCUCUCCCAAUUAUGCGCGACGCCAUCCGAACAAGUCGUGCAUGUGUUUUACUACUAACCUUGAAGCAAUAUCUGAAAGAAGUUUACAGCAUCACUGACGCAAAGAUCCAACGGUACUCUCCAACUGAUUCUGCCAAACUCUGGGAGCGUCCACUUACUCGUCGUGCUGGCGUGCGUUUCCAACCGGGCCCUUGUCUGCAGGCUGCUGGAGUUGAACUGCGCAAACUUAUGCAGGUGACAUCGAUGCAGUACGCCGAACAGCAAAGCGACUGUGACGCUAAAGCCAUCCCACCAGAUUGGCCCCCAGUCCUGGACGCAGCAGAAGAUUCACGGGGUGAGGAAGCGUACGAAGGCGAAAUGCGCUCUCUAGUGCAUGAUUACUUGGACUUCAGAAAACUGAUCCUAACCAUCGACCCACCUGGCGAUGAUGACCUUGUUGUCGGUGAUGAUUUGAACACAUCCGCACUGUCGCAAAAUGCUGCUGAACAACCACCCACCCAAGUCCUUCCGGCCCGCUUGCGGCCCGUCCGGACGGUAGUCCCUCAGUCUCAUGACAAGUCAUCUGAAGAAGAGAAUGAUUCGGAAGAUUCCAAUGCUGGUGGUGCCUCUCGCCUGAUGCUUGCUCAAUCCGCACCCAACAAACGGCGAAAGCCUGGAUCUAGUUUGCGUCCUGGCGCACCCCCAACUCGUAACAGUUCAAUUCGUCCGUCUAAAAAGAGACGCAAACGGAAACGGCGAUAUGUGGCUCACGGUAGUUCUAGCGGCGAGGAUAGUGACUCCCUUGGGGAUUCGGAAGCCUCAGAUCCCGACUACUAGCACCCAAGAACUCUGUACUCCAGUGGCAUUGCUGAUGAGGUCGUCUUCGCGUCCCAUCUGUGAAUUGGCGCGCCACUCUUGUUUAAACAGCCCAUGCGAAUGAUUUUUGAAGUGCUUAUUCACCUUAGCUGAACAUCUGCAUCGCGGAUUUGUGAUUUACAUUUCUCGCGAGGGAUACCAGUGCCCUCUUCACUCUUAUCCGAUGUAUGCAGCUCAGAUCAUUGGCAGCAGCACGGAUGCGCGAGGUUUCAUCCUGUAUCCGAAAGCAUUUUGCUCUAUAUAUACACACACGCACACACACAAACUAACAUACAAAAUAUCCAUCGUUUUCUCCUCAACCUUGUACAUCAGUUGGCUCUGGUCAACACUACGGAUGGGGUCAACAGUAGGGCGCUCGAGUGUCCCGUCGGGACUGCGUUCUGAUCGUACUUUAGGUUUCCAUGUUUGACAGUCACAUUCCCCAACGGUUUUUUGGAAACAAUCCAGCAAAUAUUCUCGUUGUUUUUGAUUACUUUCUUAUUAUCUUUGACCCCGUAUUAGUACAUACUUCGUCCAUGAUCAUUUCUUCGCAGUGUAUAGUAUUUUUGAGUACCUCUACCCACAGACAACACCCCUCGUCAACUAUUUCGAUGACAGUCACCCAUCAUGAGUCUGACUUGCUGUAAAUAUGCACCGGAUAUUUCUGCUCAUUUCUUGCAACCCACCCGACUCCUAUGCAUCGUGGUCCUCUAACCGCGCCUCCACUCUGAUCUGUUAUUUUUGUCCAUGUGUAACGGCACUGUCAAUGUUGCUACUAUUUUGUGCACUAUACGGCGGACUUGGUGCCAUGUAAAGCCUUGCGGUCUUCUAUGCCUCUCUUCUGUAUAGUUGUACAUAAUCUUUCAGUGGUGUCCUUGAAAGCCAGUCAACAGCGUGUACUUCAACAAAUUCUGAUUUGUCGUGCACUCACAAGGUCAAUGUUUUAUCUACUUCUCUUUAUUCGUUGGAUCGGAAGUUUCCUUAUCGCGCUAUUCUCUGUACUGCGUUCGUCAUGUAUUUAUAUUAUCAGGAAUUCAUUGAUCGAG
Molecule: messenger RNA, 9625 nt
Organism: Opisthorchis viverrini
Lineage: Eukaryota; Metazoa; Platyhelminthes; Trematoda; Opisthorchiida; Opisthorchiidae
Exons: 25
Coding region: 69-8561 (2830 amino acids)
Biological process (GO): establishment of mitotic sister chromatid cohesion; replication-born double-strand break repair via sister chromatid exchange; establishment of protein localization to chromatin
Cellular component (GO): Scc2-Scc4 cohesin loading complex
Molecular function (GO): chromatin binding
Source: RefSeq, a predicted model, not a curated record